AUGGACAAACGUGGCCUCGCUGCCAAUGCAGACGAGACCCUCACACAGCAGUAUCCGACGCCAACGGCCGAAGGGCAAGCUGGCGCUACCUCCUUUUACAAUGCCACGGGCGCCGACGUCAGUCUCGACCAGAUAGAUCCGCAGCUCGGAGGCAUGCAGUCUGACGAGAGCCGCGGCGGCCAGCUGGACGACAGCGCCGCCACUGCGGAGGCCAAUGUCCGUGCACUGGUCGCUGCAGUGAACGGCAGCGACGAUGUCGACGUCAGCAUGGGCGGCGACGCGGACGAGUCGUAUCCUGAGUUGCACCUGCGCGCCCUUAAAACGGAGGAUACAGGGCCAGCCGACGACGGGAGCGGCGGCGUGUACGGUGGCGCGGCACAAGCGGACCACCAUCCCAACGACGAGAACAACAUGUAUGCGGCCGCUGCGCUGGAGCACGUGCAGCAAGCAGCCGCCGCACAACAGGCGGAGAGCCAGGACGGGGUGGCGCACGACGAGCACCGGCAACACCAACAGCCGCACGAGCAGGAGCACAACCCGGCCCACGACGAACCCCAGCAGGGUGUGCGAGCGCCCGUCAGCGUCGAGGAGCUGCAGCUUGCCGCACAGCUAAGCCAAGGCCUCGCGCCCAUGAUGCGCGAGGCCAAUGCGCGCCGCGAAGGCGAGUUCCAUGACGCCAACAGCGGUGUCGGUAGCGGCGCAGACGCCGGCGCUGGCUUGCAUGACGGCCAAGACGACGCCGAGGCGUUGCGCGUCGCGGCGGCGGCGGCGGCGGCUGCUGCUGCGGAUGGCGCAUACGGCAGCCCCGACGUGACGUCCGCGUACCACCACACUCUGCAGCACCCGGCUGACGUCCAGGGCGUGAGCCACUUGCCCGCGUCGCUGCAGAUGGCGCAUAUGGCCCAACAGUACAACGUCGACCACAUCCCGCCAAGGAAACGAUCCAAGGUGUCACGCGCCUGUGACGCGUGUCGCCGCAAGAAGAUCAAAUGCGACGCGGUGUCGGAGACCGAGCACUGUACCAACUGCCGGCGUGCGCGCAUGGAGUGCUUGUUCAGCCGCGUGCCCCAGAAGCGCGGCCCCAGCAAGGGGUACAUCAAGGAGCUCGCCGACCGCAUCAACAGCAUCGAGGGCAAGCUGGGCAACCAGAGUCCCGCGUCCGCCGCCGAUGCCCUCGAGCUCCUGCGUGACGCGGGCGAUGCUGCCAACGGCUAUGCGCGAUACUCGCUCAACGAGAACGCCAAGCGGCCCUUUGCCAACAUAUCGGACGAGACGCCCGACGGCAGCCCGCAAAACAACAACCGGCACACCGCCUGGGCCACCACGACGCCGCGCACGCCGUACUCGGCCGUGUCGCUCGCGCCUCAACCGCACAUCGAUGGCGACACUCCGAACGCACUCUCUCGGUCGCUCACGGAUAUGGAGCGGCUGCUGCCUCUGGCUGACCACGAGUCGCAAGAGCUCGACGACGCCGUCGACCGAUCCCGUGUGCUCGACAACCUGGCUCAGUGCCCCCAAUUCCUGCAAGACGCAUUCGUUGUCGCACUGCGCGCUGUCUCUGACGCGCUUGGGUCCGUGCCAACGGCUGGUCUGGCGCGUGUUGCGAGUGCUCUCCUUGCCCAGUGGGAGACGGAAGGCAGUGCGCGCACGUCUCUGCACGACCUCGUCCACCUGCAGACGUUGCUGCUCCUUGCCAUCGAAGCAGACACCCAUGGGCCGGCCUCUCUCAAGGGCCACCACGGCGGCCUCUCAAAGACGGCGCUUCUGUCACGCGCCGUCGCCGUCUCCUACGAAAUGGACCUGCCUCAGGAGCAGCUGGGCGCAACAGUCGCCGCCAUCUCCGCGGCUGCAGCAGACGAUCCGUCCCAGGCCGGCGCCGUCGACACGGACUCCGAAGCUCGUCUGGGCCUGCGCGCGUGGUGGUCGCUUGUCGUGCUCGACCGCUGGAAUGCCGUCGCGCUCGGUAAGCCGCUGCUCAUCCCACUGCGCACCGUUGUGCUGUCGCCCGGCCUGCGCCCGCUUCUGGGCGAGUCCGCCUUCCAGUUUACGAAGCUGUCCUACCUUCUCGGCUCAUCCAUUGCGCCUGCACUCGUCUCGAAGGAUCCCCUUCGCCAACUGCGAACCCCAUCAUCGUCCUCGUCCUCUGCCGCCUUCCUCGGCCCGCUCGGCCAACAGCUCGAUCUCGGCCUAGAGAUGUGGCGCGCCGGCCUGCCCGACUCCGUCACCGAAUCGGGCGCCCCGCUCGUCCAUCUCGGCUACUGGCAGUACCGCCUGCUGGCGUACCUGCUGCAGCCGUCCACUCUCUCAUCCGACGUCUCCUGGGCCACCAAAAAGGUGGUCGAGCUGACCCUUGUCGCUACCGACGCCAAGGCUGUCUCCCGCCGCGCGCCUGGGCCCCCCAUCAGCCCGUUCCACCACUACUUUAUCUGCCUCUCGGGUCUGAUCUUGGCCGAGCUGUCCAAGGUUGCCGGCGAGCGCCAGGCUGCGCUGCGCGCCCUCAACGACUUGCUUGAGGUUGUCGCACCCAAGCCGAUCCCCGUCGAGGGCGGCGCCGAGGGCGCUACCGAGGUCCCCAACAGCUCCGUCUGGAACGGCCCGCUGCGGGAGACGCUGGCGCGCCGGCUGAAAUCGUCGCCGUCCAACGCUACGGGCAACAAUGCGAACAGCACCGCCUCAGCAGGCAACCCUGCCACCUUGGCCGCCGCAGCGGUUGCCGCAGCCGCUGCUGCUGCCGCCGCUGUGGAGGCUGCUGUGACGGCAUCCGAGGGCGACGCCUCUGCGGCAGCCAACAACGACAGCACGGCCGAGUCUGCCCAGCCUGCGGCCCCGCCUGCCGCCGCGCCCGAACCCGUUCCGGCGGCAGACGACAGCGGUCUGCGCAGCGCCACCAACUACGAAAACCUCGGUUUCAAUCCGCUGGCGUUGCUUCGUGGUGGAUUCCUGAACACGGUGAACAAGAUAGCCGUGGUGACUCCAGCCGUGGCUACGACCAGCGCUCCCGUCGCUCCGGAAGCCAACUUGGAAGGGAGCUCCACGCCGCAAGAGGCCUCGGUACAGGCGUGA
This is a messenger RNA of Sporothrix brasiliensis 5110, 3063 nucleotides long. RefSeq lists its product as uncharacterized. The coding region runs from base 1 to 3063 and encodes 1020 amino acids. The transcript is spliced from 2 exons. Gene Ontology annotation, molecular function: zinc ion binding; DNA-binding transcription factor activity, RNA polymerase II-specific. The record is from RefSeq and is a predicted model, not a curated record. NCBI's taxonomy places the organism in Eukaryota, Fungi, Ascomycota, Sordariomycetes, Ophiostomatales, Ophiostomataceae. Gene Ontology annotation, cellular component: nucleus.